Molecule: messenger RNA, 2417 nt
Organism: Danio aesculapii
Lineage: Eukaryota; Metazoa; Chordata; Actinopteri; Cypriniformes; Danionidae
Gene: sctr
Product: secretin receptor
Exons: 13
Coding region: 170-1510 (446 amino acids)
Biological process (GO): cell surface receptor signaling pathway; adenylate cyclase-modulating G protein-coupled receptor signaling pathway
Cellular component (GO): plasma membrane
Molecular function (GO): peptide hormone binding; secretin receptor activity; G protein-coupled peptide receptor activity
Source: RefSeq, a predicted model, not a curated record
AUGAGGCUCUUCUUCUCUUUCUUCUUCAGUCGCGGGAGCUUCAGCGGAAUGCGCGGCGGGAGGAGAUGAAACUUUCCUCCACAGAGACCGAGCGCCCGGACACUUUUACACCAGUAAAACUGUCAUUUUACCCUAUUUACAUCGAGUUCUGCUGCCAGGAGAUUUGUAAAUGAAGAUUUCUGCCUUUUCACAACGGUUAGCUGUCGCGGCUUUUCUUCUUCACGUCUGUUCUCAGGUGUGUGCCGUUCCUCCAGAAUGUGAUCUAGACGUCAUGCUUCUCCAAGAGGAGGAAAACUGCCACAACAUCAUCAGACAGGAGAACCGGACAGAGAGCAGCUCCACACACACAGGCUGCAGUGCAUUAUGGGAUGAUCUGAACUGUUGGCCUCAUGCAGAAGCUGGAGAGACCGUUUCACAGCCCUGCCCUAGUUUCCUCCGGGUCAAAGGAGCUGUGAUGAAGAACUGCACUGAGAACGGCUGGUCUGAAACCUUCCCUCCGUAUGAACUCGCCUGUGGACACGGACUCAAUGACAGCUUUCAUAUUCCCAGCGACUCGGUGCUGGUCUCAGACGAGUACUUCUUCUACGUGAAGAUCAUGUAUUCAGCAGGAUACGCCGUCUCUCUUGUGUCACUCAGCAUUGCUCUCACAGUGCUGUGUGUGUUCAGGAAGCUGCACUGCACGCGUAACUUCAUCCACAUGCAGCUCUUCCUGUCCUUCAUCCUGAGAGCUCUGUUCAUCUUCAUCAGAGACGCUGCACUGCAUUACUCUCAGGAGUACUACCACUGCAACUCCCAUCCGCCGGGAUGUAAAGUGGCGCUGUUCCUCUCCAAUUACUGCAUCCUGGCUAAUUACAGCUGGCUGCUGGUGGAGGCUCAUUACCUGCACAGCCUCAUCAACCUGUCGCUGCGCUCGCAGAAGAAACGCCUGCACUGGUACAUCCUGCUCGGCUGGGGAAUCCCGAUGCUCAUCAUAAUCAGCUGGAGUUUGGCCAAAUAUCUGCACCAGAAUGAAGGAUGCUGGGAGACAAGAGAUCAUGGCUGGAUAUGGUGGAUCCUGCGAGUUCCCGUCAUAAUUUUUAUCACAGUAAACAUGCUGUUUUUUCUGAGCAUUAUUCGGACGUUAGUGGGAAAACUGAAAGCAGCUGACAUGCACGGAAAUGAAAUUAACCAUCACAGGAAGCUGGCUAAAUCCACAUUUCUCCUAGUGUCACUGUUUGGUCUGCAGUAUGUGCUCUUCGCCUUCUUCCCUGACCGGGUUAGCGUGCUAACCUUCAAAAUCUGGAACGUCAUUGAGCUAGCAUUAGCAUCCACACAGGGCUUUAUUGUGGCACUGCUGUACUGUUUUUUAAACGGAGAGGUACAGUAUGAAGUCCAGCGGCGGUGGAGACGGUGGCGUCUGAAGCAGCAUUUUCACGGAGAGCCCAGAGUUCACCACAGCUCUCUGAGCAACAGUGGACUCCCGCUGACCCAGGUCUCGCUGCUGACUCGACCCAACACACUGAUCACCUGAACAACACUGGCGUCUUCAAAAAACCACCCAGGUUCAUUGAAAAUAUGUGAAUCAGCCUACAAUUUUUUGCUAAAUGUAAAAUACAUUGCUCCAGAUAGGUUUUCAUUGCACGUUUCAGAUGUCAAAUCCACUAGAGGGCGCUGUAUACGCUUUGUUAAUCUGAAAUGUUACUUUGGGUACAUUUUGUUGUAUGUUUCAGAUGAUAAAUCCACUAGAGGGUGCUGUCAACAUUUAACAAAUCUGAAAUGUUGUACUUUGUGUACGUUGAACAUUUCAGAUAAAAGAUAAUUUGCUAGAGGGCGCUGUCUACAUUUUUUGAGUUAGAAAUACAUCACUUGAAGUAUAUUUUGUUGUACGUUUCAAAUUAAAAAUCCACUAGAGGGCUACAUUUUGUGAAUUUGAAAUGUUUUGUAUAUUUUGUUGUAUGUUUUAAAUGAUAAAUCCAUUAGAGGGCGCUGUCUACAUUUUUUCAGAUGACAACUUCACUUGAGGGCGUUUUGCGACAUUUUGCGAAUCUAAACUGUGUUACUUUAAGUACGUUUUGUUUUACGUUUCAGAUUAAAAAUCCACUAGAGGGUGCUGUCUUAAGUUUUGUGAAUAUGAAAUGUGUUACUUUGGGUACAAUUUGUUGUACAUUUCAGUUAUAAGAAGUCCAUUAGGCCACUAGAGGGUGCUGUCAACAUUUUGUUAAUAUGAAAUGUUACUUUGGGUACAUUUUGUUGUACAUUUCAGAUUUUAAAAAAAAAUCCACUAGAGUGCGCUGUCUAUAUGUUGUGAAUUUGAAAUACAUCACUUAGAGCAGGGAUGGGCAAACUCGAUCCUGGAGGGCCGGUGUCCUGCAUAGUUUUGCACCAACGCUAAUCAAACACACCUGCUUGUAGCUUUCUAGUGAUCUUGAAGACACUAA